AUCGUAUACAAAGGCGCCAGUGAUAAGAAAGCCUGGCCUGUCGAUGACGCAUUCAACCUUCAGUACUGGCGAACGAGUGUAAAGCCCGUCUGAUGCGAUGAAGGAAUACGAACAGUGUUCAGCGUACGUACUGCAUCGUCUGCAAAUGAUCAUGAAUUCUAUGCCUCUCAUGGCGACUUGUCGGAACUGAUGUCGAACCAUGAAAAGGUUGCUAGCCUUUCUACUGCUAUGUCUUCUCGCUGGUGGACACUUCAUUCAUGCUUUGAGGUUCAAUAACAUAGUAGCGCAUGCUAUAUAUGAACGCUGGGACGCUUCAACUAACGGAACAUUGCUAUUUGAGUUCAAAACAAGAAAGGAGAAUGGCUUUCUUAUAUACGAAGAUGACCCUAACGGUAUGGACUUCAUUGAUAUAUUCUUGGUCAAUGGAAGAGUUAGAAUGAGGCUACACAUUGGACAAUGUACUCUACAGCAAGAAUUUAUUGAUGGAAACUUUUCGGAUAAUGAAUGGCAUCGUGUGCGUGUUUUUAGAGCGUUUGAAAGCACUCAUUUCAAAGUGGAUCACCACGCGUCUAAAAUCAUAAAAUGUGGGGCUAAACAUUCUUCUUUCAGCGCACAGAGCUCUUUGUACGUUGGGGGAUUUCCUAUGGAUAUAUCGCUUAAUUCAUUGGCCUUUCCUGGUUCAUUCUACGAAAUUUAUAACGGCAACAGAUUCAUAGGUUGCAUCAGUGGCGUCAAGUACAGCGAUGCGUAUGGACAUUUCACAUCUGCCGUUAUGAAGAAUACUUCUGGUACAACAGCGGACUGCAAGCGAUCAUGUACUCGUCCAUACGACUAUAUUAUGAAAUGCAAGCAUGGCGAGCGAUGUGGUAGCAAGAUAACCGACUGUGAUUGUUUGGAGACUGGGUACGAGGGCCAAGACUGUACUCGAGCGUCUACAUCGGUGUGGUUGAACGGGACAGGCUACAUCAAAUACGACAUGGGUAAAGACACUAAGGAUAAAACGCCAUUGAGAAACUACAUUGGUUUUCGCUUUCGCACCUCACUAUCAGAUGGAGUAAUACUACAUAGUAGUGUAAAGAGACAUUUUUUGGUUAUUGAACUACRGCAUGGGAAUAUCGUGCUAAAGCUGGAUCUUGGCAAAGGGGAAUUAGUUCUUACUGCUGGAUUCGGUCGCCGUUUAAGUGAUAACCACUGGCACUGGGUGGAAGUGAAACGGCGCAAUCGUCACGCAACUCUAAUACUAGAUGGUCGCGUGACAAAGAAAGGUCGAGCCCCUGGACCUGCAUCUUCCUCCAAGCUGGUCUUGAAGGGCGGCAAGGAAGUUAUUUACUUUGGCGGAGGACCAUCGCAUGUAGAUCUUGGGAAAUCUUAUUCAAAAAGAAACUUWAGUGGCUAUCUACAGCAACUCCGGUUUGAUGAGUACAAAAUAUUAGAUAAAGUCAUGAAAGAAAAAAAUGAUAAACGCUUUACAAAACAUGGACUUGUUAUUGAUGCUAAAGUCUGGGCAACUGUUGCUACAAAAACCGUUACAGUUAACCCCACGACACUAACUGGGAUGGGGUCAGGAGAUUGUUCAGGCAGUGAUGAUGAAGAUUGCGUGACAAAGGAAAGUGUUACUACAUCCCCAGGAAGUAAUGAGAGUUCUUCAWUUUCUGGUGGCUCUGAGAACAGCACAGACACCAGUCUUAUUUAUUCAGACCCAAGAAGCUCUUCCAAGUACCAUGGAGUACCUGCCUGGAUCAUUACUAUUCUAGUAGUCGUGGCAGUAUUAGCAAUAUUUAUUACUGUAUUUAUAAUAUAUCGUUGGAAUACACGAUACAGUGGAUCCUUUAGCACUGCUUCAGCCACACCCAAGUCAGACUUGUCCCAGCCAUGGCCAGAAGCUCCUUCAAGAACAGUUCCUGUCGUCACUAGUACUCCUCCUCUUCGCGUCGAACAACCUUCAAUAUCCGUCACAUCAUAUGAUAAAGUAUGAAAAACUCGAGGAAAAAAGUUGGUCAAAUUCAGAAGUGUGUAUACUAGAGGCCAGAGCAUGACAUCGGAAGGAACAACCAUAGAAUAUGUCACAGUGCAUGGGCACCAGGUCUAUUAAGUGAUGCUGGAAUACCAGUCAUAUUUAGACGUCGUCGCCAUCGUAACAAGACAUGACGCCAUCAAGUAGAACCAAAGAACAAGAAAUACAUAGAACAAAUAAAAUACUGGUUGCAUCAGCAGCAAAAUGUCAGUAGUAACACAGAGAAACGUUCCUAACUUUACAAUGACAAAUUAAAGUCUUCGUUAAGGACAUGUAAUAAAUAAGAAUAAACAAAGAUUAUCUGAGUGUUAUUCACCAUUUUCUAUACAUCGGCUCACUGGUCACAUAAAAAGCAUUCAUUGAGGCUUCAACAUGGUUUCAAAGGCAUUUUCGUUCCCAAAACGUUCUCAACUUUCUAACGAAAAAUCAAUUUGUCGCUUAGAAGUGUCUGGGGACUGGAGACAACGGUUUCGAACUGAAAUUCGAAUUUAAGCCUUGAAGCCUCGACUGAAUGCUUUGUGUUUAACUAGUGAACCGAUGUAAAAAUAGCAAUGAAAAAGGGGUGAAACAUGUCAACCAGCAAACAUUCAAUAUUCCUGAAAUCGAACUUAGUUAUUGAAACGAGGCUGGUUGGUAAAUGUUGCUAAGCAGCAAUCUUGGAUUCGGAUUCCUUAGCACGAAUAGCAUGUUGGAAGAAAUAAAGAUUAACUAAAAUUAGAACGUCAACAGAGUUUAAACCUGCCAAAAGGCAAAGAGUUAGAAAUAAUAAAUGUCAAAGAGUUUUCAAUUACAACUUGCAUGUAAAAAACCGCUAAAAUAUGUUAGUUUUUUCUGAGUUGCAUCGUCCUGAACAUUGCGUAUACUCCACGCAUGCAAGGUGGGGAAUAUUUAAGAUAAUAGCAUAAUCGAUGUAGUUUAUCUGAGAACAACAACGUGUGCUUGUAUUACUAAAGAAUA
Molecule: messenger RNA, 2971 nt
Organism: Actinia tenebrosa (Australian red waratah sea anemone)
Lineage: Eukaryota; Metazoa; Cnidaria; Anthozoa; Actiniaria; Actiniidae
Product: neurexin-3
Source: RefSeq, a predicted model, not a curated record